Messenger RNA from Anarrhichthys ocellatus (wolf-eel), 2800 nucleotides. RefSeq names its product carboxy-terminal domain RNA polymerase II polypeptide A small phosphatase 1-like. The record is from RefSeq and is a predicted model, not a curated record. The transcript has 7 exons. Gene Ontology annotation, molecular function: RNA polymerase II CTD heptapeptide repeat phosphatase activity. Bases 340 to 1143 code for a protein of 267 amino acids. Lineage: Eukaryota; Metazoa; Chordata; Actinopteri; Perciformes; Anarhichadidae.
GCGUCCUGCAUUGUGGCUUUAAGAAUGGGGCUUCCUUGAAACCGUCAAGUUCCAUGUUUGCGUGGCCAAAUAGAUGAACUUAUUCAACGUAACAACUUUUAGAAAUAACUCAUUUUAGACGCUUUUAACGUUUUGCAUUUUAGAGCAGUCUGCUCCGUUACGCUUUGCUUUGCACGCGUGUCUGCUGUUUGCAGAGUUUCUUAAGUUGCAUGCUCAGUAUGCGCGUUAGCAGACAGGGAGUGGCAAAAUAUAAAUACUUUUUUUUUUUUUUCUGCCACAACACCUCGAACUCAUUUGUAUAUACAGCAAUAACGUCCCUGUCUUUGAGUGACGGAUCUAAUGGACCAUUCUCCGUCGAUAAUCACGCAAGUAACCAGAGACGAGGAGGAAAAUGCGACUUGUCGUGAGGACGGUGCCAACGACGUUUCCCCGUCCAAGAAGCCUCGCAGCAGAGGCCUUCUCCGCAGUCUCUUCUGCUGUAUUUGUAGCAAGGAAUCGGAGCCGCCUCCCCUAAAAAACAAUGCCCCCCUCUUGGUCGAGGAAAAUGGAAGUCUGUCAAAAGUACCAGCAAAGCCGCUGCUCCCACGGCUGAAAUCGAAUGAUGCAGGGAAGAUCUGUGUGGUCAUCGAUUUGGAUGAAACACUAGUGCAUAGUUCCUUUAAGCCAGUGAACAAUGCUGAUUUUAUCAUUCCAGUGGAAAUUGAUGGAACAGUUCACCAGGUGUAUGUGUUAAAGAGACCCCACGUUGACGAAUUCCUCAAAAGGAUGGGAGAAUUGUUCGAGUGCGUCUUGUUCACCGCAAGCUUAUCCAAGUACGCGGAUCCUGUGUCGGACCUGUUGGACAAAUGGGGGGCUUUCCAGAGCCGUCUGUUCCGGGAGUCGUGCGUCUUCCACAAAGGGAACUACGUUAAAGACUUGAGCCGUUUAGGGAGAGAACUCAACAAGGUCAUCAUCAUUGAUAACUCCCCAGCUUCCUACAUCUUCCAUCCCGAAAACGCAGUUCCUGUAGUAUCCUGGUUUGACGACAUGUCCGACACCGAGCUCCUCGAUCUUAUCCCCUUCUUUGAGAGACUAAGCAAAGUGGACGACGUCUAUGACAUCCUGCAGCAGCAGCAGCAGCAGCAGCAGAGGACUUCAAGUUAACAGAGGCAGGACACUAGGAUGAAAACAAUCACCAGCAGCUGCCGUCACGGGGCCACGGAGGCCGGUGGGCUGCAGGCUCCACGCUGCUUCCAUUUACAAGGACCACACUGCAAAAAAAAAAACCUCAUUUAAUCUGGUGUUCGUACAGUCUAUUGCAUAACAAAAGGUGAACAGCAAUCUUCCAGCAGGGUUUGGUAUUUCAGCAUUGAAAGUUAUCCAAUCCAAAUAUGUUUUUCUUUUCUUCUCUGUAAUGCUAGAUAAGGACUGAAUAUCAGAUUCAAUGACUUCUGUAGACAUCUUUUGCAGUGCAGCUAGUGUAUUGUUGUUGUUGUUGUCCUUAUGUGACAGCAGUGACCCGUGUAAGUGUACUGGGUUGUUGUUCGGUCAUCUUCAUUUCAGAAUAGUAUUAUAUGUGAUAAUGCUUAAUUUAACAAGUUAUUGAAGACUGAUCCUUAAACCCCAUUAACUUACUUGUUUUGCCUAAAAUGGGCAAAUGUAUGUGUAGUAAAAGACAAUCAUUAACAUAAGAAAAUGUUGGUUUAAUAAUAUCAAUAACAUGUUUUUGCACAUUUCACUAAGGAACAGACAUUUUUGAUGUGCACCUCCUGUAUGUCUUUGGAGAGCUUCGAACAAAUGCAGUGUGUGGUAGGAAUGUGGGUCCAAAAAGACACCAUACACUUCAGCAUUUGCAUUUUUAGAUUGAAAAGAAACCGGAACAGUAAUCGUGGGAAUCCACUGUCAUUGAUUGCAGUCCUUAAUCACUACAUUACAGAUGACUGAUAAGGUUUAAUCACAAAUGUUCUAUUGUAAUAACCCAUUUUAGUAUGUUUUCUUACGUCCAGUUCAGUCACAAAACACCCUAAUCUUAUUCAUUAGUUAAUCUCAUACCAUUAUCAGAAAAAAAAAGCUGUAAGAUCUGGAUCUUUUGGACUGUUCUGGAUUAGCACUAAGAAAACAGGUCGACUGCACACUGAUUGGACCUUUCACAGACUCACCACUGCGGAAAGAAUGGUGAGAUUGAUUUUGUACAUACAGUAUAUCAGGCAGUUGUUUUGAUUUGGUUUUAAUGCUAUUUUACCUGAUGUUAUUUUCAUAUUUUUUUUUCGUUUAUUAGGAGCUUUUAGUUGAGUUGGCUACCACAGUGUGCGGCCCAUCAUUAAUGCAAUCUUGUACACGUGUGCAGGAGGCGGCUGUAACCUGCUACGCCAACCUAAAGAAGAUUGACACUUAAUUUGAAAGCACACUUUGAUCACUAAACUUUUUAUUCGUGCAAGACCAUAAUGGAGUCAUUGUAGUGCCGUAUCAAGCUGUAAAUGCAGUUUCAUUGAGGUAACUUGUGCCAGACAAUGCUGGAGCCCUGAUUUACUUAAACUUGGUCUGGAGUGAAUGUGUGUAUAUUUGUAUGUGUGUGUGACUGUGUCAGUGUGAGAUUUGGGGGAAAAAAAGAUACUUUGGCAAUAAGUGAAAAACCAUAACCUGUCUUUUAAUUAUGUUUUCACUUUUUUUAAUGUAUGCAACAAGAGUAUUAACAUUUUGACUCAAGUAAAGAAAACUGCUCAAACAAGUGAGUUUUUAAAUCGCUGCUGAUUGUAAAAAAAGAGAGACAACUAGAGCUGUUUUUACCGUGCGUCAAUAAAGCAUGUUUUAUUGAAACGGG